This is a messenger RNA of Tigriopus californicus, 1499 nucleotides long. Its product is annotated as mitochondrial nicotinamide adenine dinucleotide transporter SLC25A51-like. The record is from RefSeq and is a predicted model, not a curated record. The transcript has 2 exons. NCBI's taxonomy places the organism in Eukaryota, Metazoa, Arthropoda, Copepoda, Harpacticoida, Harpacticidae. Gene Ontology annotation, biological process: transmembrane transport. The coding region runs from base 190 to 1155 and encodes 321 amino acids.
GUAUGGUCGGUGUAUUCGUUGAUUUGUGAGUCCCCCUGAACAGACGAGAUUAUUAAUAGUGAAAUUGGCCUACCCAACAAGGCGAGCCUCUCGGGGACGAAUCCGUCCGAGAGAGCGAGGCUGAGAUGUGUGUGACAGGAACCCCCGGAACCGCUUAAACUGGGCCCUACCGUGUACUCUUAAAUAAGUAUGUUUCCUUUGCAGUUUUCCGAGGUGUCGCUCCCCGCCCAUUCUUUGGACACGCCUCUGGAGGAUCACUUUGGUCCGAUAAUGAAAGGCCACGAGGUGGGCGGGACGGCGGUGGAUGCGGUGCGCGCCUCGCCCCAAACCGGCGUCGACGAGUGGCGCGAGUACGUGGCUGGCGGCGGGGCGGCUUUGGUGGCCAUCACCAUCACCUUCCCCAUCAACAAGACCAUGUUCCGGCAGCAAGUGCAUAAUAUCUCGCCCGCCGAAGCGGUCCGGCAAUUGCGGGUGGAGGGCGGGAUGCAUCUGUACCGAGGUUUGCUGUCGCCGCUCCUCAUGAAGAUAUCCACUCAAUCCAUCAUGUUUGGCUCGUACUUCCAAUAUUCUCGCCUCAUUCAGGAGCACACUCAUCUGACCCCCACGUACGCCAAGUUAAUGGGCGCCGUUCUGGCGGGUGUAUCUGAGGCGUGCAUGAUGCCUCUGGAGCGCGUUCAAGUGCUGAUGCAAGACUCCAAGUUUCAUACCCAGUUCCGGAACACGCCCCAUGCGCUUUACUCGAUUCGAGUCUACGGCCUGCGGGAAUAUUACCGGGGCCUGUCAGCCAUCUUAUUACGUAACUGUCCCGGUAAUGUGAUAUUCUUCGGCUCUCGCGAGCGCAUCAAGGCCGCCUUACCCGAUACCUGGACCACGGGCACAUAUGCCUCCAAUAUCUCCGACUUUUUUGGCGGGGCCUUCUUAGGGGCCUUGAUCAGCACCAUGUUUUAUCCCGUGAACGUGACCAAAACCCACCUCCAAUUGCAGGUGGGUGGACCUUUUCUCCAGUUCCGUGCCGUGUUUAAGAUGCUGCUCGAAGAGCGGGGCCUGCGAGGCAUGUUCCGCGGGGUGCACAUCAAUUACACCCGCUCGUUUCUCUCUUGGGGGAUCAUUAAUGUGUCAUAUGAGAAUCUGAGCCAUCUCCUGAGACGUUGGUGACCUUGGCCCGCUUUUGUGAACUUUGCCUGUGAUGAGGCUUCUCUCUGAAUGAUGGGAAGUGUCGUGGACGUCACGGUUACGAACUGACACACCUUGACCCGCACCACCUGUGCCCCUCAAAACACUUACUAGCCAAACUGCUUUGUCAAACAAGUCAAACGAAGAAAACAUACGGCCCCAUUGAAGGUCUUUGUUCUUCGCCUCAAACUGAAUAUUGUGUUGUGCUACUUUGCCCUAGCCAAUUCGUACUUUGAUGCAAAAUAAAGCCAACUACGAGUGCAUAAGAGUCUAAAACAUGUAUAAUUCGGAGUAGUAAUUCAGCUCGUUGAUCUUGUCCUUGCAGA